Molecule: messenger RNA, 1278 nt
Organism: Juglans regia (Persian walnut)
Lineage: Eukaryota; Viridiplantae; Streptophyta; Magnoliopsida; Fagales; Juglandaceae
Exons: 1
Coding region: 135-1091 (318 amino acids)
Source: RefSeq, a predicted model, not a curated record
CUUCAAAUCCUCCUCCUCCUUUCUUCUUCACCUACCUCUCUACUUUCCCAAUCUCAUUCCAAAAAACUUCCUUCUGACGAUUCAAUCCUUUUUUUGCUAAGCUAACUGUGUCGGAAAUCGGAAAUUUGGUUGCCAUGGAAAUCCCAGUGAUCAACAGGCUAAGUGAGUUCGAGCUGUCGAUGCAGAAUCCUUCAUUGCUUUCUCGGGUUCUUUCGGUUUCUGGGUUCGAAGCCUCCAGCUUUUGGAAAUUGGGCGCCUUGAUUCUUGCGAUCGUCGCAUCUUUUGGCACCCUGGUGAACGGAAUCAAGGCUUUCAUUGUCAAAAUCAAGAGAGUGAAUUCUAUAGCUUCGGAGCCUCUUCUGAAAUUUGUCGUCGACGAUUAUUCAGACAGCGAGGACGAAACUUGUUCGUUGUCGUCUUCUUAUUUGGAUGACGAAGAAGAAGACAGCGAUGACGACGACGAACCCAAAUUGCAUCGGUUCCAACCCAUGGAUGAUGAUUUCCGGGUGGCAGGCGGUUCGGGUCGUUAUGUGGAAAGCCACGGGGAGAAUCCUAAACCAAAGCUCCGGCGUGGGUUCUCGUGGGCGGACUUGACCGGCGGCAGGAGCGUUGUUAAGCUGUGGGACAAACUAGGCUUGGGGUUAGACUUUGUUGAUGACGGCACCGCCGGCGAUGAAUCCUAUUCCAGUGUGUUCUCCGUGUACCAAACCAACAGAGAUCAGAGAAUCGUCUCCCUCUGGGGAGGGACACCGGCGGCUGCCUCCACAUCAGCGCCUGUAAUCGUGGCGGCGAGGAGGACGAGCGGGUCCGGCGACGUAUCUUUGGGGGUUUGGGACGCGCGCCUCCGUCGUCGGAUACCGGCGAUAUUUGCCGAGUGGCGGCCCCAGCUGGGAAAGAUCGUCGGUAUCGGAUGUGGCGGCGUCGAGAAGGUCUACGUCAGGGAUGAUGCCAGCGGUGACCUAACCGUUGGUGACAUGAGGAACGUAAGCUCACCGUUAACAAAUGUAACUGCGUCUGACAUGGAUUCCUGGUGGGACGCGGACGACGCCGUUUUUAUCGAGGACGAGCAACCACGUGGUGAAAGUAACUGACCUGCACGUUACGUCUAAUUAGAAAAUAUGUGAAUAAAUUUUAUUUUCCUUAGCAUUUAGUUAUUUUUAUUUUUUAUUUAUUUAAUUUCUCUGUAUUCGGUCGCAAAGAUGGCGACUCAACAUUAAUAGCACUUUUUCCUUUUAAGGAACAAUUGAAAAAAAAAAUGAAAAUAAUUCAUUAAUCAAA